AUGGAGAGCUGCCGCUGGGUUCUGCUGCUGUGCGCGCUCGGCUUGGCGCUGGCCUCCGGGGAGGCGACGAAAGAUGAUGAUGACAUCGACCUGGUCCGCUUCCUGAGAAGUGUCUUCCCCGGGCUGCUGGUGAGAGACGAGCUGCUCAUUGUCAACAAAGGCAGCAAAAUAAACUCCUUGGAGGAGCUGGGGCGCCGCGUGGUCACGGGGCGACGCAAGGUCAAGCCAGCCAAUCAGGAAACGGCCCCGGGACCGGUGGUGGUGACCAAAGACGGACAGAUCAAAGGGAUUACGGUGGACAGGGCCCAUGUAUUCUAUGGGAUACCGUAUGCAGAUCCCCCCGUCGGGGCGUACCGCUGGAAGGCCCCCAGACCUGUGAGUCCUCGGCCGGGGGUUUAUGAUGCCUCCUCCCCCAGGGCGUCAUGCAUGCAGGCCUGCAGCGGACCUAUCACGGAGGAGUGUCCUCGGAUAGUCAGCGAGGACUGUCUCUACCUCAACAUCUUCGUCCCUCUGGAUGUGGACUUCAGCUCCCCGCUGGGGGCCCCGCUGCCCGUCAUGGUGUGGAUCCACGGUGGGGAUUUCAUCGCUGGCUCGGCCUCCAAGCCGCUGUACGACGGACGCUUCAUCAGUAACUCCACCAGCACCGUUGUUGUGAGCCUGGAGUACCGGCUGGGGGCUUUUGGGUUCCUCGUGUCGGGCAAAGACCCCCACUCCUCAGCUGCAGGGAAUUAUGGGAUCUUGGAUCAGCAGGCAGCUCUUCUUUGGGUCCAGCGGAACAUUGCAGUGUUUGGUGGUGAUCCCAGCAAGGUGACAAUAUUUGGGGAGAGUGCAGGUGCUCAGUCCGUGAGUCUUCACCUGAUGAUCCAGAGCAGCAAGCCCCUGUUCAGGCAGGCCGUCCUGCAGAGUCUGCCCUUCUCCAUCCCCCUGAAGAGCAGACACGACGCCCUGAAGCUGGGGAAAGAGUUCGCCAAACAGACCAACUGCUCCGUGAGCGACAUCGUCUGCCUGCUGUCUCUCGCCCCGCAGGUCGUCCUGGCCGCCCAGAUGAAAACAAGUUCAAAGGUUGUGAACCCGUUCAGGUUCCUUGAGGUCUUUGAGACGUGGGGUCCGUUUAUCGACGGGGAGUUGAUAAAAGAGCAAGCAGUCACUGCCUUCCAGAAGGGCCACUGGCAGAAAGAGAAGCCAGUGCUGCUGGGUACGACCUCAGAGGAGGGGGUGAUCUUUGCGUACGGCGUCUUCAACAAGCCGGUGUCCGCCUUGGAGAGCACUGUGUACGUCACGGGCAUCUUUAAACAACACGCACUGCGCGUCCUGCAGAAGUACCUGCCCCUGUACAGGGACGCAGACCGCAGGGAUAUGCUCGCUCAGAUUAUCACCGACUACGUCUUCCUUUGUCCAUCCAGGAGGUCGGCACGCGCCGGCACCGCAGCGGGCAGCGAGGUGUGGAUGUACGUGUUCGACCACGUGGCGUCCGACUCUCGCGUGUGGUCAGGUCUGACUUUCUGCUACCAUCACGCCUGCCAUGGCGCCGAGCUACCCUUUCUCUUUGGCUCUGCUCCGGUGGCCAACUUCACCAUGUCGGUACCAGAGAAGCUGCUGUCCAAUCGGAUGCUGUGCUACUGGGGCGCCUUCGCGCACACCGGUGACCCUUCCUCGCGGGCCCGACAGGCCACUUUCUGCCGCCAGCAGCGUCUGCCCGCUUGGCCACGCUAUUCCGACACCAGCAGCUGGCUGGUCAUGAACCUGACGGUGCGUUCACAUGCACAAGUGGGAACCAGGGACCACAUAUGUGACUUCUGGGACCAUCUGGGCAUCUACUAG
Molecule: messenger RNA, 1821 nt
Organism: Cyclopterus lumpus (lumpfish)
Lineage: Eukaryota; Metazoa; Chordata; Actinopteri; Perciformes; Cyclopteridae
Product: cAMP-regulated D2 protein
Exons: 8
Coding region: 1-1821 (606 amino acids)
Molecular function (GO): cholinesterase activity
Source: RefSeq, a predicted model, not a curated record